Molecule: messenger RNA, 919 nt
Organism: Durotheca rogersii
Lineage: Eukaryota; Fungi; Ascomycota; Sordariomycetes; Xylariales; Xylariaceae
Exons: 2
Coding region: 223-768 (181 amino acids)
Source: RefSeq, a predicted model, not a curated record
UCGCUCACUUCAGGAUGCGCGCCAGAGUUGGCGUCGGGAGAAAUGAGGGAUAAUUAACCCACGAGCCAAGAAGCGGGAUCGAACGAUGGCAGCUUUACAGCCUUUCGUUCAUUUCCGUGCCCAGCUCGCACACGUAGUAGAGAGAGGGAGACGGGUAGAGAGAGACAGAGAGAGAGAAGAGAGAGAGGGACAGAGCGAAAAAGACCCAAGUCCGCAUCUGCCAUGUCGUCCCGUCCACAUCCCACUUCCUCUCCAUGUACGGCUAUCCCGCUCGCCGUUUUUUCCGCAUUCCAUUCCAUCCCGCCAGCCCAGCCUACCGAGGUCUGCGCUCUCCCCAGCUCCCUGCACGAUCUAGUAACACAAGCAAGUACAACUGUGUGUAUUUCAGCCACCCUCCUCAUCGCCAUCCUCUUUCUCCCUGCUCAACCCCCCGUUCCUCUCUUACCACGGCAUGCGGUGAAAAAAGGCCCAUCGCUAGCCGAGCCGAGAUUUUUUAUCGCUCGCCCCGUUGCUGAUGUUAUCAUGCGUUUGCUAUUAUCGAGCUCUUUUCUAGGCUGUGCUUCCUGGUGGACGGCGGGAUAUGUAUGUAAGAUGGGCAUUAUCGUGUCGUUGCUAAGUAUGUACUACGGAGACGCUCCCUCAGCGGGGAGAGGGCCAGGGCUGGGGCGAGGGCCAGGGAGAGAGAGAGGGCGAGAGAGAGAGCGCAAGAGAGAGAGAGAGCGCGCGAGAGAGCGCGGGAGAACACAAGCAAAGCAGAGAAAAAACUAAGCCGUGCCAGUGCCUGCGCCGCGCCUGUUCCUCUCAGAUUUCUGCCCAGGUCCAACUAGGCCCCCUUAGGACUCGUUCCGUCCGGUCUCUUCAUUCACCCUUGUUCCUACAGUAGUCUAAAGAAGCGCACAAACUACGAAGUACCUGCAAC